GGGGAAUAGAAGUAAAAAGGAUACCGAAGGGUAUCGAAAGAGAAGGAUAGGUAGAGCAAGAAAAGAGAGAAAAAAGAAAAACGAAAGAGCGAGCAAGCGAACGAAUAACCAAGAGAGAAAAAGAGAAAGAGCAAGAGAGCGACCGGGAAAGAGGAGCAAGAACAAGUUAAAACGCCAAACGAUACGUAAGAGACAAAGGCCACGGCGGCAUAACCUCCAAGCCAACCGUACGGCGCAUUACGGGGAUCUCUCAUUCUCAUAGAUUUCUUCGUAUUCUCAAGAAAUUUGGUACAUUAUUCAUGAAAAAUUCUAUUUUUGCAAGUGCAUGCCUGCUCGGGCUUCCAUAUGAAGUGUCGCACGAGUGUGAGAGAGAAAGAUAGAGCACGUGCGUGAAACAUAUUUUCCUCGAGAUACAGGAGUCGUCAUAAAGUGAAAGAGCGGGACGGUUGUUUGUACAGUCGUGUUUUUCUGCGACACCUGGUAUACGAUAUACUUACAUCCGCGAGUGUUGUGUGAACGAAAUUUACUCUUGCUACAGGAAAGAGAAAAAGGGAAAGAGAGAAAAAAAGGAAAAAAGGCGGAAAGAGACGGAUAAUAUUCUUAGUGCGGCUGUCUACAGUUGAUGGAUGAAACUGGCAGGAUGCUGCAACACGGCGGAUCAGGUGUUGGUUUGAUGGGAGGAAACCAGGGUCAAGGGGCCCAAAAUACUACCGGAUACGGUAGUAUGGGGCCUGUGGAUGGAACCGCGACACAAGGUCCGGAUCAAGCCGUUGAGGCUAGAAAACAGGACAUCAGUGAAAUCCUCCAACAAAUUAUGAACAUCACUGAUCAAAGCUUGGACGAGGCGCAAGCGAGAAAACAUACAUUAAACUGUCACAGAAUGAAACCAGCCUUGUUUUCAGUCCUGUGUGAAAUCAAAGAGAAAACAGUUCUAUCUUUACGAAAUACUCAGGAAGAGGAACCACCCGAUCCGCAGCUAAUGAGGUUGGACAACAUGUUGAUCGCGGAGGGUGUCGCAGGACCGGAAAAGGGUGGUGGCGCGGGAGCUGCGGCCUCUGCAGCGGCGGCAGCGGCGGCUGGACCACCUGGACAACCCGACAACGCCAUCGAACAUUCGGAUUACAGAGCCAAACUUGCCCAAAUUAGACAGAUUUACCACCAGGAGCUGGAGAAAUACGAACAGGCGUGCAACGAGUUCACAACCCACGUAAUGAAUCUCCUGAGGGAACAAAGUCGUACCAGGCCAAUCACGCCGAAGGAGAUCGAGAGGAUGGUUCAGAUUAUUCACAAGAAGUUCUCCAGCAUCCAAAUGCAGCUUAAACAGUCUACCUGCGAGGCGGUGAUGAUUCUGAGGAGUCGAUUCCUCGACGCAAGGCGUAAGAGACGGAAUUUCAGCAAACAAGCGUCGGAAAUUUUAAACGAAUACUUUUAUUCGCACCUCAGUAAUCCGUAUCCGAGCGAAGAAGCGAAAGAAGAGCUCGCACGAAAGUGUGGAAUCACCGUGAGUCAGGUUUCCAAUUGGUUUGGCAACAAGAGGAUACGCUACAAGAAAAACAUAGGUAAAGCACAGGAGGAGGCGAACUUGUACGCAGCCAAAAAGGCAGCUGCAGCUUUUGCAGGAGCGUCGCCGUACAGUAUGGGUGGUGCCAGUCAAGGCACCCCGACGCCGAUGAUGUCGCCUGCGCCACCCGGUGGGCCACAAGACAUGGCCGGAUACGGGAUGGGCAUAAACGGUAGCGACUACGGCUCGCAGCCGUACAACGACGGCUCCAUGGGCUACGAUCCUAUGCACCAGUGACGCGCCGUGCCAACGAAAAAUCCAAUUGCGAUCGUAGAUUCGUCAUCGAGCUCGACGUGUGCUGGCUUUGCGCGAACGCGUGAAUCCGCUUGCGUUUCACGAGAGAUUGGAGGAAUGCGUGAAGUAUGUCUGAGAGAGAUUCGCGAACGAUGUUCGAGAUUAGAAAUCGACCAGCCGUUCAGGAUGUAUCGUCCUUCGUUGCAACAAGCACAGGUCUCUUUCCCUUGAACGGUCGAAACGACGAGUUUCGAAAAGAGACAGACGAAAUUUCGAACAAACUGAUUCGCAUAGAAUCGAGACAUCGACUCGUAGAUAGUGCAAUAUACUCAUAAUUAUUAUAUAAAUACAUUUAUACGCGUUCUUUCUUUUCUUUUUUUUUUUUUUUUUUUUUCUGUUGAUAUUAUUCCUGGCGCUUGAUUCUUCGAGCCUUUCUCACGUAUCGUGUCGUUUUUGUCGUCUCGCUCGAAGCCGGGAACCGACGAUCAACGUAUCAACUGGAAACGAGAUAUUUUUCAAGCGACGAAUUUUUAUCGAACUUUGUUCGUUCGUUGUUCUGCCUGAGACGUUUUCACAGCGACGUUCUCGCCUUCGAGCGUUCGUUUCUAGAUUUAGACUUUGCCGAAUGUGCAAUAAAACUUGUGUAGCAGGCCUUCUUUGAGCGAGAAAAGCACGAGGUAGCUCGUUUAUAGGUAGGUUACUGAAUUGGUGGCAGCAAGUAGUAAAUUAAUCCGAGCCAAUCGUAUCGGUGGAACACGGUCGAUCAAAGAACGAACGUUUCGUCGCGCCUUUUACUUUUUAUUUCGCCAACGGUUCGCUGUAUUUGACCGAUAACGAUGGUUCCGAAGGGAUUAACGAAUCGAUGUUUGAAACCAGGCAGCUUAUGAUAUCCCAGAAAUACGGAGAAGUAGACUGCAAGCAUAUCGUAAACGCGUAUCGUCGCGUUACUUUCGAAACGAAUCGUCCCCUGGCAGUUUUUCGUGCGCGAUCAACCACGCCUGUUUGUUGCGCAUAAUAGCACGAGAUCAGGCGAACGAGUACGAUCUCUGUCCGUGCUACAGCUACUUAUAGACUAUCUGUGCUAUGCAGAUACAUCCUCGAAGAACGCACCAUGCGGUUUCUUGUCGCUCUCGUAUGGCUUUCGAUACUUAAUCCUACAAUUAGAAUAUCUUCUACAGAGUUUCGCAUCGCACUGCAAUGUAUUCGUUACAUAUACACGUACACGUUUAAGAAUACACGACACACAUACGCUGACUUACAAAGUGAUAUACAAAGAAUUACGCAGAUCAGAGAAUUCUUUACGGAUGGAUAAUUCCUCGAGAGACAUCUUCGUGGCAUGCAUGGCUGCAUGUAGAAUUACAGUUUAUACGUUUAUACUGGUCUUACACAGUAGUACGUGUGUGCGUUUAUCAUUACUUCUACAUAUUCUAUUAUUAUUUUUUUGUUGUUGUUUUUUCUUUUUUUUUUUUUUUGUUUUUGCGGGACGAUUGGCUGGGGUUUUCUGGGUGAAUAGAUAAAAGGCGAAAGGAGAUGAGAGAGCGUGAAAGAGGGCGGAUGUCAAAGAUUUCAUAUUUAGUUCAUUUGCAGAGUUAUACAUUUUUCGCGUAGAUAGUAGAAUAGGCGCCGGUUUGUUGCAUUGGCAAAUUAGAGUGAAAGGAUUUCCUAGUUUUGCUGUUUGUUCCUUUGUUCGCAAUCAUCAUCUCGAUCAUUAGAAUCUUUCGUGUUAUGUAGCAAAUCCUUUCGUGCUCGUAACGGGAGUCGAACGUAUUCUUUUUAUGAAAAUAAAUAAAUAAAUAAAUAAGUAAAUAAAUAAGAAAGGAAGGAAAAGAGAAAAGACAGUUGUUUAAAAAAAAAAAAAAUAAAUAGAAAAAAAUGGAAAGAAAAAAAGAAGGACGUUGCGAAGCAAGAAGAUAAAUAUCGAUAUCCUGAUACGAGCAGCCAAUUCAAAUAGCCCGCGCUUUCGUAAAAUUCCAUAUAAUUUGUAUAUCAUGGUUAUUCGAGAAACGUCUGUCUGUGCUGACAAAAAAAUGCGUAAAGUUGUGAAACGAAGGCGAUGCUUAGUGACCAAUGACACGCAAUUUUGUCGCCACCUGCAGGGAAUAAAGACAGAGAGCUAAAAAUCAAUUCAAAAAAAAAAAAAUCGAAAAAAAUGACGCAGGGAAAGGCACUGGCGGGGGGGCCUGGCGCGGCCGGAUGGAUGCAACAACGCGAGGCUGUGCCGGAAUUUCCGCCACUCCACGAUUCAGCGGAUUCUGAUUCCGACCGAGAAAAUGAAAAACGACCGCGCGUCUAAAAUUACUUUUGGGAUGAGCGACCUAGCACGGUAACGAAACUAAUAAAACAAAAUACAUGCAAAAAAGAGCAGCAACAAAAUUGAGAGAGAAAAAUAGAGAAAAAAGCAUAGAGUAGUAGAGUGUAUGUCAGAGAAAGAGGAAAAAAAAAAAGAGCAGACGUACCGCUACCGGACAACCAGGAACCACGUCGUCACCCACUACCGACACGCACACGCUCUCGUCGGCACACAGCCACAUACACCAACAUACGUAUACACAUUUGCGAUAACGCGCACCUCCGAGCCACACACAAGGAAAUAAUGUUCGUUGGUGUUCCUACGAUUAAUAAUAACAUUAGUUUCCGGUUUUGAAACAUUUUUCUCUUUUUCCGUCAAGAGUGAAGGCCGAACGCAGCGAAGGAUGCGACGAUAUUAAUUAGUCUAUCGCGAAUUAAUCCGUAGUACACUUUUAGCAAUUUCUCGAGAUAAAUACGACCAUGAGAGAAUGUUAGUUAUUCGAUGAUUCGCGCAUCGAACAGGAACAAUUUCAUACGCGCGUUCGCAUCUUCUUUGCUUCUGGCCCUUCGAUCUUGAUAAUCUUAAUCUUGCCUUAUCGAGUGACUGUGCACGGGCAUCCACGUCACCCAUUUACAAAGGAUUUAAAGAGCGAAACGUGUAAGAGGAAUUAAAAAAGAAAAGGCGGGUAGAAAGAAAGAAAGAAAGAGAGAGAGAAAGCGAGAGAGCGAGAGCGAAAGAGAGAGUGAGAAAGAGAGUGCGCGAGUAUGAGAGAGUGGAAAGGACGGCGAACGAUAAGAAUCCGUAGGGCAAUGUGCUCUUAAGAAACGUAGGUUCGCUUCUAUUAAGACAAUACAGCAGCGUACAGGCGCCUAGCUAAGGAGAGAGAGGGAGAGAGCGUAUACAAUCAACUAAUUGUUUUAUUUUUUACGUAUGCCACAUACACGCAUACGUAGAUGGACGUAGCUUGUACAGAUAUUUUUAUUCUUUACGAUCGCCCCUAUCCCGAUACUCUACGAUUGAUCGGACGAUUUGAUUUUAAAUAUUUAACAUUGUCUUUGUAAUCAUUUUUAUCCUCAUGUUAUGUAUAUCCCCACUAUAAUACGUAGCGUAAUUUUUUGCUGGGUAAGGAUUUAAGGGAAUAAUAUUUUGGACGUAUAUGAAGAAAUAUAUAUAUAUCGUUUCUUUUCUUUUUUCUUAUUCUUCAUUUCUCGACGAGACAGACAUUCAUAGAAAUUUGUGAUCCGUCGUGAAGCAACUUCCAGCCAGAUUUUCGAUGUAAUUUCUUUUAAAUCUAAUCCCAGCAGUAUCCCGAGUAUCGUGUAAUGCUAGCGAAUGUUUCUUACGUUCGAUUAUGGUUUAAGUUCCGAGUCUUAAGUUUAGCUUCGAAUUAUACUUUUAUAGCGAUACAUUGACGAUGUUUACGUGCUGAUUUGUUCGAUUUCGUUCGAAUGCGAGGACACCAUUUGCUGUUUCUGUCCCAAGAAACAGAUCACGAUAAUUGUAAUAGAUUUUCAGCAUUAUUAUUUAUUUACUGAAAUUUGAGUACGCGCAUGUGUUUCAUAGGUAUAUAAGAAAACGAUUUGUCGGUGUCCUCGCUGUACAAAGCUUAGUAUCAUCGUAUACUUUGUUACAUUGAAAAAUUGUGUGCAUGAUUGUACCUAUGAGCGAACCGAAAAACUCGAUUCGUUUUCUACGUUUGUUUUUCCUUAUUUUUCUGUAAAACAACGAUUCAGCACGAGAUCUUAUUAAAAUUUGUUUCCUUUAUCUCUUUUGUUCUGUUUCGUUGAUUUCAACAGCCGACACACGUACAGAGACACAGGUGUCGAAUCCAGAAUUCGAACUCCGCCAUUUGAUCGGUAAUCGCGAAGCGCCAAACUUUCGGCCACCAAACUUCUCGACCAAACUUGUUCAUUCGGCUUCGAUCACGCAACUUUUUGCAAAUCAAAGUAUAUUUUCUAACGAAGCAAAACGUCGUCGUUUACAUGGUUGCUAAUCGGCUAAUCGGCUAAUCGCCUAAUCCGUCGAAGCGUAGAGAAACGAAUCGAAGUCGGAUUUUUAUCGAUACUACUGCGCUUCUUCCGGUCGAACGGAAAUGUUGUAAGUUUUGAAAUCGGCGCGAGAAAACGCGAUUUAACUGGAUUCGACAUUUAAAAUAUACGAUUGCGCCUGUCUAUCCUUAGUUGGUCGUACGUACGUAGGUACAUAUGUAUUGUGUAUACGUAUACAUGUGUAUAAAAAUAUAUAUUCUAUACUUUCGUAUCUGUAUAACUUCGUAUGUCACGAUUACGAUGGUAAAUUCCUACGAUAAACUGGGCAGAAACGUAAAGAUUGCGUUCCGACCAAGUUUCCCUUCGACCGUAUGCGUGCAUGAAUCUGAAUAGUCGCCGGAAAAAGAUAUUUCGGAUAAAUUAUAGUUGGCGCAAUAGCGUCACAAAUCGUCUUCGUCGCAUUAUUUCCUCGAUUGUUUCAAAAAGUGGACACGAUCGGGUGUUUACUGACGCUCGAGUUAACUUAGCGACUAAAAAAACGAAUCGCGAGAAAUCGUCGAUAGUGCUUUUUCACGCGACUGUGUGAUCACGCUCGCGUACACGGCCGGUACUGUUUGCUUUCAGGAGCUGUCGCCUUGAAAUACUUAGAGGAAUCGCAAGAAGAUGCGCGAAACAGACAAUUACGAGAAUGAAAUUAAGAUGUAGAAACGCAUAUGUAUAAGAUGUAUCGUGAAAAUGCUCGCGCAAUCCGAUCACCUCACUAUCUGUGAUCCGAGGCUCGUCGUUAACACGGCGAGUAAUACGAACUAAAAAUCGAUAUUAAGCUAUUAAUGUUAUGUAAUACAGAUUCUCUAAGCGAGAAGCGUUCACGUUCCUAAGCGACGCGCAGAAAGAAAGUCGCACCAGAAUUCGACGAACGAACGAUACGUUGUCGAGCUUUGGUUUACGAUCGAAAGCUAACGAACAACACACCACCGCGAUACGAGAAGUUCACCUAACAUUCGCAAUACACGUCAUAGGAUUAAGCAAAAGGGUUGGUUGUUUGUGCUUGCGAAAGAGAGAAGCGGCCAGAAACGGCAGAUACCCGUUCCUAGUCGGUUUAUUGUCCUUUACCUUUCUCACUUCUUCGACUUGUAUGACAACUGCUUCUUCCUCCUUCUUUUCUUCCACUCCAUCGUUUCCUCUUUUUGUUCCACGCUGUUUUGCGAAGAUCAAGCGUGAACGCUUCUAUGCAUCGACGCCACCUUUCUCCCUCUCAGCGAGACUCAUCGAGUGAAGAUGGUCGAAAUGAAAAGACAGUGAACGGAAAAGGGAUGAAAAUAUAGAAACGUGAUGAGCAAGCAGAUAAAAAAGUACGAUCGGGAAACAGAAUAGAAACGAAGCAAUGGUCCCGCGACACAACACUAAUGUAUACGAUUUUUCAACAUGAAAAUAUUAUAUAUUGUAGCUAUACAUAUAGAGGUAUAUAAAAGAGAAUAGUCCAUAGGCAAAAAUGUAAUAGCUAAGUACAUCAUUGUAACGACGAUGCUAAUUAGUAAAACGAGAUUUAUUUUAUUAUUAUCA
Bombus pascuorum is the source of this 7636-nucleotide messenger RNA. RefSeq names its product homeobox protein extradenticle (gene exd). The record is from RefSeq and is a predicted model, not a curated record. NCBI's taxonomy places the organism in Eukaryota, Metazoa, Arthropoda, Insecta, Hymenoptera, Apidae. Gene Ontology annotation, molecular function: DNA-binding transcription factor activity, RNA polymerase II-specific; RNA polymerase II cis-regulatory region sequence-specific DNA binding. Gene Ontology annotation, cellular component: nucleus. Gene Ontology annotation, biological process: animal organ morphogenesis; embryonic organ development; regulation of transcription by RNA polymerase II. The transcript is spliced from 8 exons. The coding region runs from base 623 to 1798 and encodes 391 amino acids.